Nerophis lumbriciformis (worm pipefish) is the source of this 2055-nucleotide messenger RNA. Lineage: Eukaryota; Metazoa; Chordata; Actinopteri; Syngnathiformes; Syngnathidae. The record is from RefSeq and is a predicted model, not a curated record.
AUGGCGGCGGCGGCCCCCAACCCGGAGGACUCAACCCGGAGUAGCGGCGGCGGCGCUACAGUUUGCGGCGCUCCAAGCUCCCUGGCCGCGGACGGCGACGCGGAAGAGGCCGAAGACUUCGCGUCGUCCCCCCAUUGCUCGGAGCUGUCGCGGCGGCAGAACGAGCAACGCAAACAGGGCAUGUUCUGCGACGUCACCCUGGCUUUCAGUAGCGGCGCGGCGGCAGGCGGCCACCAGACGUGCGAGUUCGCGGCCCAUCGCUCGGUCUUGGCCGCCGCCACCGACUACUUCACGCCGCUGCUGGGCGGCCACUUCUCCGAGUCGCUCUCCGGCCGCGUCGACAUGAAGGAGUGGAGCUCCGAAACGGGGCCCGAUCCCGAGACUGUGGAGAGCGUCAUCCAGUACAUGUACACGGGGGAAAUUCGCGUCAGCACCUGCAACGUGCACGAAGUCCUGGAGCUGGCUGACAGAUUCCUAUUGGUGCAACUGAAGGAGUUCUGCGGCGAGUUCCUGAAGAAGAAGCUGAGCCUGAGCAACUGCAUGGCGGUGCACAGCCUGGCGCACAUGUACACGCUGGACCAGUUAGCCUUGCGGGCGGCCGACAUGAUUCGCCGCAACUUCCAUAAGGUGAUUCAGGACGAGGAAUUCUACACGCUGCCGUUCCACCUGGUGCGCUACUGGCUGUCGGAUGACGAGAUCACGGUGGACUCUGAAGAGGUGCUCUUCGAGGCGGUGGUCAAGUGGGUGCAAAAGCUGCCCGAGGAGCGAGGCGACUACUUCGAGGAGCUCUUUCGCCUGCUCAGGCUGCCUCAAAUCAAGCCCUCCUAUCUGACCCAGGUGGUGAAAAAGGAGCGGAUGGUGGCGUCCAACGAGGCGUGCCUGCGCCUGGUGUCGGAGGCUGUGGAAGGCUACGCCAUCCGUUUCGAGAAUUUCAAAAUGGCCGAGUUGGAGCCUUGGUCUUCAUACGCCGCAACCUUCAAGCCGCGCUUCGGCCAGAACAUGGACGUGAUCAUGGUGGUGGGCGGCGUGUCGGAGGGCGGGGACUACUUGAGCGAGUGCGUGGGCUACUUUGUCUACGAGGACCGCUGGGUCAACCUGCCGCACAUCCACAACCACCUGGACGGCCACGCCAUCGCCACCACCGACUCGCACGUCUACGUUGCCGGCUCCAUGGAGCCGGGAUUCGCCAAGACGGUGGAGCGGUACAACCCCAACUGCAACACCUGGGAGCAGGUGAGCAACCUGACUACCCGCAAGCACUCGUUCGGCCUCACUCGCAUCAAGGACAUCCUGUACAGCAUCGGCGGCCACGGCAACUUCAGCCCGGGCUUCAAGGAUGUCAGUGUGUACGAGCCCGAGCAGGACAAGUGGCACAACUUGGAGUCGGCACCCAAGAUCCUGCGCGACGUCAAGGCGGUCAGCGUGGAGGACCGCUACGUCUACGUGACUGCGCGAACACCUGUGGAUACUGACAAAGACGACGGGCUGAAGACGGUCACCACCCGCUACGACACUGACAGUCACCAGUGGCAGGACGUGGACUCACUGCCGCUGAUUGACAACUACUGCGUGUUCCAAAUGGCGGUGGCCGCCACAAACUUCUACCACACAGCCUCCUGCUGCCCCAAAAGCUACACCGAGCGGGAUGAGGUGGCCCGUCAGAAAAUCGGCGCCCGCGUCCCAGAUGAAAUCUUGGAAAGCCUUCCGCCCGAAGUGACCAGCAUCGAGGGGGCCGCCGUCUGCCACUUCGACGACGACGUCUUCAUCAUCGGCGGCUGGAAGAACAGCGACGACGUGGACAAGCAGUACCGCAAAGAAGCCUAUCGCUACUGCGCCGAGCGCGGGCGCUGGAUGCUUCUGCCACCCAUGCCGCAACCGCGAUGCCGCGCCACAGCCUGCCACGUACGUGUUCCCUACCGCUUCCUGUACGGCUGCCAGCGCUACCCCAUGCCGCAGAACCUGGCCCGCCAGCGGGAUCGCAUGCAGCAGAUGCAGCAGCUGCACCGCCGCACGCUCACCCUGCGCAGGCAGCUGCAGUCGCAGAUCGAGUGCUGA